UUAAAUUGCUCACAAUAGCUUACUGCUCUCUCUCUCUCUCUCUCUUUCUCCCUCUCUCUCUCUUUCUCCCUCUCUCUCUCUUUCUCCCUCCGAAUAAAACCGACGGUUUCCGCGAAUGUGCGAGCAUGCCUCCUUGCAAGCAGCCAUAAUUGGGAUUAUUCAGGAAUAAUUCUCCUAAUCGAGCCGCGUUGUUUUUCUUUUUCUUUUUUCAAAUCGUGAUUUCGACAGCGUUUGGCGACGUGACUCCCCUCGUGACAUCGCUGGAUGUGAUCAGAAAUGUACUUGUUCUGUCACGGAGGCUUUUUUAUUGUGGACUAUUAAGAUGUAGUCCACCUUCGCUGGACAGCAAAACAAAGACUGCAUAUUAACAGUUCAGGUGAAACAAAGCGACUGGGAUCCUUUUUUUGUUUUUGCCGUGAGAGAAGAACAUAUCCAAAAAAGAUGAAGGGAUGAAAGGUGGUGAGGUUGUGGACAAAGAGGAAAGAUGAGUCUGUCAUGUAGAAAAGAUCCUUACGGCCUCUCCUUGUAAAGACGAGAGCGCCGCGGGAGACGACGGCUGUAGGAGGAUCAGUAGUGUUUAUAAAAGGGCCCGAACCAGGCCGGCUCCAGUGGAAGGUGAUAGAAUGUCUAACCAGAGCUUUGCCAUCGAUGGCCCAGGCAGUUUGCUGGCUGUACUGGCUUCGCAGAGUGGAAUGGCAAGAAGCGGCAGCAGCAGCAGCGGCAGUGGCGGCGGCGGCGGCGGCAACAGUGGAGGAAUCUCUGCCACAGAUGUGUCUGCCUACUUUAAGCUGAUCUUCUUGGGUUUGAUCAUCUGUGUCAGCCUUGUAGGCAACCUCUUGGUCUCGCUGCUGGUCCUACGAGACAGGACACUUCAUAAGGCUCCCUACUUCUUUCUCCUGGACCUGUGCCUGGCCGAUGCGGUUCGCUCCGCCGCCUGCUUCCCCUUUGUGCUGGUUUCCGUCCACAACAGCUCGGCCUGGACUUACAGCGCCUUGAGUUGUAAAGUUGUGGCUUUUAUGGCUGUGCUGUUCUGUUUUCACGCUGCCUUCAUGCUGUUUUGUGUGGCCGUCACCCGCUACCUUGCCAUCGCCCACCACCGAUUCUACGCCAAGCGCAUGACCAUCUGGACCUGCGCCGCCAUCAUUUGCAUGGUGUGGACUCUGGCCGUGGCCAUGGCGUUCCCACCUGUCUUUGAUGUGGGGACAUACAAGUUCAUCCGUGAUGAGGAUCAGUGCAUUUUUGAACACCGCUACCUGAAGACAAACGACACCCUGGGCUUCAUGCUCAUGCUGGCUGUGGUGGUCCUGGCCACCCACGGUUUCUACGCCAAGCUGCUGCUGUUUGAGUACCGGCACCGCAAGAUGAAACCCGUCCAGCUAGUGCCAGCUAUCAGCCAGAACUGGACCUUCCACGGUCCUGGGGCCACAGGUCAAGCUGCUGCUAACUGGAUUGCAGGGUUCGGUCGUGGCCCCAUGCCACCCACUCUGUUGGGCAUCAGGCAAAACUUACACAAUCAACAUCGGCGGCUGCUCGGGAUGGAAGAGGUGAGGUCAGAGAGGAGGCUGGGCAGGAUGUUCUACACCAUCACCCUGCUCUUCCUGGUCCUCUGGGCUCCUUACAUCGUGUCGUGCUUCUGGAGGGUCUUCGUCAAGUCCUGCACCAUCCCUCACAGGUACCUUUCCAUCACAGUGUGGAUGAGCUUCGCCCAAGCCGGAGUCAACCCCAUCUUCUGUCUCCUGCUCAACGAGGACCUGAGGAAAGUGCUGAGAAAUCACCUGCCCAGCUACUGGAGGACUAAACAACACCUGCCCCAGGAUGAGGCCUACUGCAUUAUGUGAUAAGAUAUGAGCUUAAUAAUUAAGAGAAUGUUUCAAGUUUUAAAGGGAGAAUUUGGGGAGUAGAAGUGAUCUAAUGCAUCUUGGUUAAGUGUCUGUUUUGUUGUUUUGCACAACAAAAUAAAAUUGUUGCCGACAAAUGCAGGCACAGUGCCAUUUUAUUAAGAAUGUUGAUGUUUGAAUAAAUGUGUCAGGUGCAGAGGUUUGAACCUAGAAAAAGGCCUGGUGACACUUUAAUGGUUUGUAUUUCUGAUGAUGUACUGUAUGAUUAACUAAGUAGGAAAGAUCACAAGUAUCACUGCUCAAACUAAGUGUGACAGAUGCCAUUUUAAAAUAAUGUUGCCUUAUUUCAAUGGGACACGCCCCAGAGCUUUCAACUGAGAAUGAGAUUCUGUGUCACCUGAGGCCCACCACAAACACGCAGUGGGUUGAAAUCCUUGAAGAAAUUUGCUGCGGACUGUGAAUAGAACGUGUUCAUCAGAGCGUUACUAACUCUGAAACACAUCAAGGAACUCAAAGGGUCUGAAUGGAUUCAUAGACCACCCCGGACGCCUUUUCAUGUAAUUCAAAGGAGACUGCAGAAUAUUGAAUGGACUCAAUAACCUUGGAUACAUUUAAAUAGCUGUUGUGACCCCAAGAAGCCCCUAACAUGCUUGUUUUUUUGGACUUGAUUUAGGGCGUGUCAGGUUUCUUUGUAUCAUAAAAAAUGCCUGUUUUCCUUUAUUUGUAAACUAUACAUGUGAAGCAGAUGACACUAUUUUGAAAUAUGACUUGAUUUCAUAUUGUACAGACUGUACAGGAAUGUAUAUUCCUGCUUGUGUGUUUUUAUAUAGCAUUUGUGUGUAUGUGUGUGUGAGAGAGAGAGGAAGAGGUAGACGGAGAGGAGAGGAGGGAAGGAGAAAGAUGAGAGAAAUAAUGAUGAUAGAAUAGGUUCCAGUAAUAUUGAGUCAAUAUGAAAGCAGCCUCAUCUUGGUGUCUCAAAAUCAUGCAAAAUUGAACAGUAUACUUAUGGAAAUGUAUCCUUUAAGUGGAUUUCCGUAACUGAAAAUGUAGUAUUUUCUUUCAGUGUACAAGCAAAUGUGAAGUAGAGAUGGAUUAUGAAAAACGGGACAGAAUAAUUAGAAAACGACAGGCGAGAGAAUUGAAUGACUUGAAUGAUGAUGUAAAUUACGUCGUUUUAAAAAAUCAUCAGCAAAUGAUGAUUUUGGGACUGUUUUUAAAGUAUUGUUAUGUCUCUCACCAGAAUACAAAAAAAAGGGAAGAAAUGAAGUGGCACUUAAUGGGAAGAAAACUUGAAUGUUUCCAGGCCUUCUUAUAUCUAUACCCCCCCGAACAUCAAUGUCCCCAUCUGAGUGUCCUGUCCUGGAUCAAAACGCCUUCAGGCUGGACACGAGAUGUUUGGUGUGUGGUAACCGGCUUAAAGUAUAUGAAGUUUUCUCCAAAUUAAGACGAGAAUACAAAUGUCAGACCUACAGUAUGUUAGGCAUAUAUACUGUAUAUUUGUGCAGUCAAUUUUCUAAAUGUGGACACUUGCACUGCAUACUGUAUUUGCAUGCAUUCCACUGCAUUUCAUAGAUUCAAGACUGGGGAUUACAACUUGUACAGAUGUUGAUAUGGAAAGACGAAGUCAAGCGGGAACUGAGGUCCAUCAUUUUUACGUCUGGCAUUCCUUCGCGAGAUGAUAUUCUGUAACUGUACAGUUUAACUGAGGUGGUUCUUUUGCCCACUCAUCAAUAAAGACUCUACUUUUGAUGCA
Molecule: messenger RNA, 3591 nt
Organism: Anarrhichthys ocellatus (wolf-eel)
Lineage: Eukaryota; Metazoa; Chordata; Actinopteri; Perciformes; Anarhichadidae
Product: probable G-protein coupled receptor 173
Exons: 3
Coding region: 624-1838 (404 amino acids)
Biological process (GO): G protein-coupled receptor signaling pathway
Cellular component (GO): plasma membrane
Molecular function (GO): G protein-coupled receptor activity
Source: RefSeq, a predicted model, not a curated record